Molecule: messenger RNA, 462 nt
Organism: Aspergillus uvarum CBS 121591
Lineage: Eukaryota; Fungi; Ascomycota; Eurotiomycetes; Eurotiales; Aspergillaceae
Exons: 1
Coding region: 1-462 (153 amino acids)
Source: RefSeq, a predicted model, not a curated record
AUGCUUUGGGACCCCUCUACCACGUUCAAUGUGAAAUCAGCAUUCUCUCAACAUUCUGAGGAAAUUGAAUCCAUCUUAAUCGUCAUCAACGGCUUUCUGGGUGCGCUGAGGACGAAAAGUUCCGCUGAGUUCGACAAAUACUGCGUGCGAGCGGGAGGAAUGUCCCUCUGGCCCCCUUCACCGACCCUCCCUCGUUUCUGUACCAUUGGAACCUUCGUGGAACAGGUGAUCAAGAUCCAGGAUGAGAUCGAUGAGCGUAUCUGGGACCCUGAAGUGAAAGUAUAUCCUUCAGGUAGCUUGGCCGCCGUCUGGGCCCCUUUCCGGGCAAAGGUUAACGGUGCUGUGCAUCAUGUUGGCGUUGAGCUCUUCAUACUUCACAAAGUCAACAACACAUGGAAGGUGACUGGAGUGGCUGAUUCGUGUCGAGAACCGACAGAGGAGGAAAAAAUCUGGUUGCCUUGA